Molecule: messenger RNA, 2275 nt
Organism: Cuscuta campestris
Lineage: Eukaryota; Viridiplantae; Streptophyta; Magnoliopsida; Solanales; Convolvulaceae
Source: the annotation of a GenBank genome assembly
ACAAUCAUAAUCAUUAUUUUUGUGUUAUUUGCUAAUCAAUAUUAAAAUACGUUAUUGAACAUAAAAUUGGUGUUAAAUUAUAUAUUUAGCCUUUAAAUUAAUACUAAGAUGACAGAAGAUCAAAAUAUUUUUUUUUUUUCAACCAAGAAUAGGUGAAAUUGUUUUAUUUUGAAGUUUUGACUUUUGGACCAAAUUGAAUUGUUGCUUUGAGUUCCACUUUUUUUUUUUCAAAAAAGAAAGCAUCUAAUUCUAUCAGGCACGAGCACAUCUUCUCUCCCUAUAUAUACCCACUGCGGAUGGCUACGGCCGCGCCACCGGCGGUGAACGGUGCCGUGAAAAUGGCCACUACCUCUCAAGCAUAUCUCGAAAGCGGCAAGGUGAAAGAGACGAAGGUUUUGAUCGCCGACCUAUGCCGCCACUUCUACAAUCAGGGUUGGGUCUCCGGCACCGGCGGGAGCAUCACCGUCAAAGUUCACGAAGACUCCAUUCCGAGACACCAACAGCUCAUUGUCAUGUCCCCAUCAGGAGUGCAGAAGGAAAGAAUGGUUGAAGAGGAUAUGUAUGUGCUAUCUCCAAAUGGGACAAUUCUAUCCGAGCCUUCCGCUAAACCCUACCCACAUAAGCCUCCCAAGUGUUCUGAUUGUGGCCCUCUGUUCUUGAAGGCAUAUGAGAUGCGCAAUGCAGGUGCUGUUAUCCACAGUCAUGGAAUGGAAUCUUGCCUUGUUACUAUGAUGAAUCCAUCUGCCAAAGAAUUUCGAAUUACUCAUAUGGAAAUGAUUAAGGGAAUUCAAGGGCAUGGUUACUAUGAUGAGCUUGUAGUCCCAAUCAUAGAAAACACUGCCCAUGAAAGGGAACUCACUGACUCUCUUGCUGAAGCUAUAAAAGCCUACCCCAAAACAACAGCUGUAUUGGUUCGAAAUCAUGGAAUAUACAUAUGGGGAGAUUCUUGGAUUAGUGCCAAGACACAGGCUGAAUGCUAUCACUACCUGUUUGAUGCUGCAAUUAAACUCCACCAGUUAGGAGUUGAUUGGUCAACGCCGUCUCAUGGCCCCAUUCGCAAAUCUAUUGGUGCUUUAGGCAGUCUACACACUGGCAGGGGAGCAAGACGAUGCAUCCUUCUGGAUAUUGAAGGAACCACUACUCCAAUAUCAUUUGUGUCGGAUGUUCUCUUCCCAUAUGCCCGGGAUAAUGUGGGGAGACAUUUGGACAUCACAUACGACUCUGCAGAAACUCAGGAUGACAUCAAAUUACUGAGACUUCAAGUAGAAGAAGAUCUAGAAAAAGGGAUUGCUGGUGCAGUGCCAGUCCCUACAGAUGAUGCAGGGAAAGCAGAGGUAAUUGCAGCUCUUGUUGCCAAUGUGGAGGCAAUGAUUAAAUCUGACCGCAAGAUUACUUCCUUAAAGCAAUUACAGGGCCAUGUUUGGCGGACUGGGUUUCAGAAUAAUGAACUGCUGGGAAUUGUUUAUAAUGACGUGCCCAAAGCUCUAGAAAAAUGGAAUGAUUUGGGGUUCAAGGUAUACAUAUAUUCGAGCGGUAGCAGAUUGGCACAGAGGCUCUUGUUUGGUAACACAAAUCACGGGGACCUGAGAAAUUUCCUUUCUGGAUUUUUCGAUACAACAGUGGGGAACAAGAAAGAAAGAAAAAGUUACAUUGAAAUCAAAGAGUCAUUGGGAGUUGAUAACCCAUCAGAGAUCCUUUUUGUUACCGAUGUUUAUCAAGAAGCAACAGCUGCCAAAUCUGCCGGUUUGGAGGUGAUCAUCUCGGUUCGCCCUGGAAACUGGCCUCUACCAGAAAACAAUGAAUUCAGGACAGUGAAAACCUUUGCAGAAAUCUAAGAUGGAGAGCGUACAUGCUACCAGGUUUGGAGCUGAUCUUCAUCACAAUAUAAAUAAAUGGAAUUAUUGUUUCCCCUCUUGUAGUGAACUUUGAAUUACUCUUAACUCUGUAUUCUUAACCGGGGUUUGAUGCGACAUGCGCACACCAAGAAGUUAUACCUAACCUUAUACACACCAUAUAUAUAGAAAACAUGUUUUAGACAAUGCGAAGAGUAACUCAACUCUCAUCCCAUUUUUUUUUCUCAUAGACAUUCACAAACAUUUGUUACUGAGAUUUGUUACUGAUCAAUGUUAUGGAUGUCUGUGAGGUCGGGGUGAAAGGUGGGGUCAGAGAUGGGAUGACUUCAGCAUUUUCUGACAUUUUCUUUUCGGGUUUAUGAGAUAUCUGUCUUGUGAAUUGUGAUUAUUUUGGUGAUUUCAUUGCCAUUGGUGGACAUGAU